This is a messenger RNA of Homalodisca vitripennis (glassy-winged sharpshooter), 2712 nucleotides long. It is a transcript of the gene Gale, whose product is annotated as UDP-glucose 4-epimerase. The record is from RefSeq and is a predicted model, not a curated record. Gene Ontology annotation, cellular component: cytosol. The transcript has 9 exons. Bases 39 to 1106 code for a protein of 355 amino acids. Gene Ontology annotation, biological process: beta-D-galactose catabolic process via UDP-galactose, Leloir pathway. Gene Ontology annotation, molecular function: UDP-glucose 4-epimerase activity. NCBI's taxonomy places the organism in Eukaryota, Metazoa, Arthropoda, Insecta, Hemiptera, Cicadellidae.
CUGUUUUGUAUGUGUAGGUAUACUUGAAGCAACAGAGAAUGGAGAGCAGUGGACCAGUAGUGCUAGUUACUGGUGGUGCUGGGUAUGUUGGUUCUCACACUGUUUUGGAGAUGCUCAAUCAGGGAUACACGGUGGUGGUGGUAGACAAUCUUGUUAAUUGUUAUAGAGCACCCAAUUCGGUGCUACCAGAAUGCCUCAAGAGGAUAGAGAAGCUGUCAGGGAAGAAAGUCAAAUUCUACGAACUUGAUAUUGGUGACAAAAGUGCGCUAUCAAAAGUUUUUUCUGAGAACAAAGUCAGUUGUGUGAUCCAUUUUGCCGCACUGAAGGCUGUGUCCGAGUCAUGUCAAUUGCCUCUAUUGUAUUACAGCAACAACAUAACGGGUUCAAUAACGUUGUUAGAGGUUAUGAAAGAAAACAAUGUCAAGAAUAUUGUGUAUUCUUCAUCAUCUACAGUUUAUGGGAUUCCACAGUUUCUGCCAUUGACAGAAAACCACCCGACUGGUCAAGGUUGUACAAAUCCUUAUGGGAAGUCAAAAUACUUUGUAGAAGAAAUACUUAAGGACGUUUGUCUUGCAGACAAUACAUGGAAAGUAAUUUCCCUACGGUACUUCAACCCUGUUGGAGCCCAUCCCUCAGGAGACAUAGGGGAGGACCCGGCCGGCAUACCUAAUAAUCUGAUGCCUUUCAUCGCUCAGGUAGCGGUGGGUCGAAGGGAACAACUGUUUGUGUUCGGAGAUGACUAUGAUACUCCAGAUGGCACAGGUAUCAGAGACUACAUUCACAUCCAGGAUUUGGUAUUAGGUCACUUGUGUGCCCUUAAGAAGUUAACAGACCCAAAGCUGAUAGGAUUCAAAACCUACAAUUUAGGAACUGGUUCCGGCCAUUCUGUAUUAGAGGUGGUGGAAGCAUUCAAUAAGGCCAGUAAAAGAUUGGUAAAGUACAAGGUGGUCGGCCGCAGGGAGGGGGAUGUAGCAGUGUCAUACUGUGACAGUAGUCUGGCCCGGGCUGAGUUGGAUUGGCAGGCAGUGAAAACACUACAAGAAAUGUGUGAGGACAUGUGGAGAUGGCAAAUGAAGAACCCUAAUGGCUUCCAAGGAAAUUCAUGAGACAAAUCGAGUCUAUCCACAAUUUUGUUGUCCGUUAUUAUAUAUUUCUAUUGACAUCAGGGUUGUAUGUACUUGUUACUUAUACUUAAGACAUUCCUUUUUCAUUUACUUAAUACAGUGGGACAUCAAUGGGUGCAAUUCAAUUCUAUCAAUGUUAAGCAUUGAGAUAGGUUUAGACACUGUAAUUUAUUAGUUACCAUGAUAUGCUAGUCUACAAUGAGGUAUUGCUAAGUACAAAACAGGUCCAAUUUAGUGAUUAGGAUUACAAUAGUAAGACGCACAGACUGAUUCCUCCAGUUUUAAAUUCAAAAUUUUUUUGUGAUACAAGAUAUUUAUUAGUUGUUAAUUAAAGUUGUAUCAAUUGUGCAUGUACCUCUUUGAUAUGUUCUUCCGUAUCCUUAACUGUUUUUAAGCUCUUAAUUUUUCAUCUCAUCAUUCGGCUGAAAUUAAAAGUACACCAUAUGUUCAUUUGACUUUUACUAUAGCUGGAUUUAUUGCCGCUUACUGAAAAUACAAGUGCUAUAUGCUUGGAUGUUCAGUAUUUAGAGUAGGUCAUACCAUAUACCUAUAGUCGGCAAUACAAAAUUGUUAAAUGACAUUUAAGCAUUGCUAGAAGGCAGGAUUGUUUAAUCCAUUGGCAUGCUAAUUUUUAAUGAUGUUUUAGGCCUUAUGAAUCAAUAAUUUUCAUGGUUUUGCUAGAUUUACAAACAAACUCCAAUAGGUUAAGAUCUUUAGGAGAAAUAGUUAUGAUACUUCACACUUUUUAAGUGUUUUAAAUUGAUUAAAUUUAAAAAUAUAUUUAACUUACUAUAUUGACCAUUGUAAAAUACAUUAUGUCACCCCACAAAAAAAGUUUUUGAGAAACAGUAUUUUUUAUAUUAACAAUAUUUAACUUUUAUUGCUAAGUAACAUGGUAUUUUACACUGCAUCGACUACACUGUUUUAAAUAUCCAGAGCAUGUAAAUGCUGGUCCAUAUGACAAGAGAGACAAGGUAUUAUUCUUGAGCCCACUUAUAACUUAUAUCCAACUUUAAUUACAAUUACAAUAAAAUAUGUAUUAUUCCCAAACUAGCCAUGUUCCAAAAAUAAAGGUCGUACUGUUCUUUGUAUUACAGUAUUGAGUAAAUUAGAAAUUUUUGUGUGUGAGGUGAUUGUGCACAACUCUGUUUACAAUUUUCUUCUCUAUGGUUUCAAGUAUUUGACUAAUCUAAAAAUUUAGGCCUAUACCUCAAUUAGUAUGUAUUAUGUAGUUAAACCCUGAUGUACCGAUGUCAUGAGUUAAAAAAUGUUGACCUUUAAAAUUAGUUGAUAAUUCUUUACACUAUGAGAUCUUAAAAGUAAAAACACAAAUGUAUGUAAAAUUAAUUUACACUUGUUUAAAAAACAGAUUUUCCAGCAAGUUUUAUAGAGUACCUUAAAUACUUGUAUCAGCAUUCAGUAAUUAAAGGUUGUUGGUGGUAUAUAAAAAAAGUUGGGUUAAAUAUUUCAGUUGGAAUUAUUUUAUUUAUAUUAUAUGGAUUGCUUUCAGGGUUUGUUGUAUAAUUAGUUAGUUAAAUGUGAUUCUUUAUUUAUAUACAAAUGUAAAUAAAGUUGUUAUUGUUGGAAA